Messenger RNA from Ochotona curzoniae (black-lipped pika), 1770 nucleotides. RefSeq names its product C-X-C motif chemokine ligand 12 (gene CXCL12). Gene Ontology annotation, cellular component: extracellular region; external side of plasma membrane. The transcript is spliced from 3 exons. Bases 1 to 270 code for a protein of 89 amino acids. The record is from RefSeq and is a predicted model, not a curated record. Gene Ontology annotation, biological process: chemokine-mediated signaling pathway; positive regulation of cell migration; cell chemotaxis. Gene Ontology annotation, molecular function: CXCR chemokine receptor binding; chemokine activity. NCBI's taxonomy places the organism in Eukaryota, Metazoa, Chordata, Mammalia, Lagomorpha, Ochotonidae.
AUGGACGCCAAAGUCGUCGCCGUGCUGGCCCUCGUGCUGGCCGCGCUCUGCCUCAGCGAUGGGAAACCCGUCAGCCUGAGUUACAGGUGCCCCUGUCGAUUCUUCGAGAGCCACGUGGCCAGAGCCAACGUCAAACAUCUCAAGAUCCUCAACACUCCCAACUGCGCCCUUCAGAUUGUGGCCCGGCUGAAGAGCAACAACCGGCAAGUGUGCAUUGACCCGAAAUUGAAAUGGAUCCAGGAGUACCUGGAGAAGGCCUUAAACAAGUAAGCGCAGGCACACGGAGGACUGUCCACUAGACCGUUGAGGAAGGCUCACACCUUGGGAGAGAGGAAGGGCAAGGUUGUGGGGAGGAGGGCCUGGCCUGCAUGGGGCCAGCGCGCUGGGUGGGGCGAGAGCCCGCAGCCUGCCAGCAGCGUAUAGACUCUGCAUAUCUAGCAUACGGUACGAUGUCAAUACUGCAGCUUAUGUGUAUCCUGGCCCCGGAUGCCCCUCCACAUCGGAGCACGGAGAACUGGGGUUUUUCUAAGCAAUUGUAUUAUUCCAGCCAAUCAGUUCUCUCCCAAUCACCAUCAUCAUCAUCAUUAUCCAGCCUCAUUUCUCAUUCUCAUUUAUUUUUUUUUUUUUUCCCAAAUCAACAAUGACUUCCAGAUCUGUAUUUGGUUUUGUUUUGGAGCUUCUUCUUUCCUCCCCUCGAGGGUGUGUCUGGGCACAGUCCGGCGGUGGCUUCUUGACAGAGAACCUGGAAAAAACAUGCCCCCUCCCUCCAAGACGUGGAGGCUGGUGGAGUAAGACUGUGGGGGUAAGCCCCAGCCAGAGGCAUCUCUCCCAGGGCGCUGGCCCUGUGUUGCUCUUGUUGCUGCCUAUGCCAAAUAUCAACCAUCAGACCUGGGGGCUCCAUGCAGAAGCCACGGGUGCUGUGCUCAGAGACUCCCCCUUUCCCAGAUCAGCUUGCCUCGUUACUCCUCCAGCAGCAUGCUUCACCUCCCCCCUGCACCCCUUUCCUGAUCCUUGCCUGACCAGCUAGGAAGAGGGAGAAGCCUGGGGCUCCUGCCCUGCCUCCCCCUCUUCCACUGCCUCCCGGUCCCCCAAUCCUGGACCCUCUGUGAGACCUGUCCAUGGCCUCUUCCAGAUUGGAACUGCCCCCACCUCUCCCAAUGGGGCCGUGGGAUUGCAUCUUUGCAGGAUCCCUUGCAAACUUAAACCUUAGAGCUUGCUUUGACCCACCGGCUCCCAUGGUUUCUGUGAUUGUGUCCGAAGCCUACGGACGCCUCGGCAGCUCUACUCUCUGAGGUUUUUGAAAUCAGAAAUGAACCAAUCAAUGACAAACCCUUCAUCUUGCCAUGUACCCCCUCCUCCUGAAGCCACAAGAGGCUCUCGGGUUCCAAUCAGACAUGUUGGCCCACCAGCCAACAUGAAAUCCCCACGCCUGGAUAUGAUCCACAGAUGGUCCUGGUGGUGUUGGUAACUCUUGGCAAAGCCUUUUUAUAUAUAUUUUUUUCAUGCACAUUUUUACGUUUCUUUAGAAAACAAAUGUAUUUGCAAAUAUAUUUGUAGCUCAACAAUUCCUAUACUUGCAGUGGAGCCAUAUGAAUGCCUGUAGUCGGUACUACCCCCAGUAUCCGCAGCUACUGGCAGUUUGUAAAGAGAUACGUAUAGGAUCUACAAAUGUGAACACAGCUUGACGAUGUUAGCCGCACAGUGUAUUUUUUCACUUGUUCGAAGAUUGUAUCAAAUGUGACAUUAUAUGCACUAGCAAUAAAGAUGCUA